AGAUCAGUCACUGCUUAUUCAAAACACAGUUACCAGACAGAAACCAGAACCUCGGAUUAAGUCAUCUUUGAAGAAUGAGAUGAAUGCCAUAGCAUCAUCAGGCCUCUUCUUCAAAGAUGGUAAAAAGCGCAUUGAUUACAUCUUGGUCUAUAAAAAGUCAAGUCUACAAAUAGAAAAAAGAAACACUUUUGAAAAGAACCUAAGGGCAGAGGGCUUAAUGUUAGAAAGAGAGCCAGCUAUUACGAGCAACGACAUAAUGUUUGUUAAAAUUCACUGUCCAUGGGAUACGUUAUGCAAAUAUGCAGAAAGAAUGAACAUCAGGAUGCCUUUCAGGAAAAAGUGUUAUUACACUGACUGGAGGAGCAAAACCAUGGGCAGUUUGCAGAGGAAUAUCAGAGAGCUGAAAAGUUGGUUGCCCAGAAAUCCAAUGAAACUUGACAAGGAGGCCCUCCCUGACCUGGAAGAGACAGAUUGUUACACAGCACCCUUUAGCCGAGCGCGGAUCCACCACUUUACAAUAAACAACAAAGACAGCUUCUUCAGCAACUCCACAAGAAGUAGAAUAGUGCACCACAUGCUACAGAGAACGAAGUAUGAAGAUGGCAAAUCAAAAAUGGGUAUUAAUAGAUUACUCAAUAAUGGAACAUAUGAAGCUGCAUUUCCACCACAUGAGGGAAGCCACAAGAGCAGACAUCCCAUCAAAACACAUGGAGCUCAAAAUCACAGACACCUAUUAUAUGAGCGCUGGGCACGGUGGGGGAUGUGGUACAAAUACCAGCCUCUGGAUUUAAUCAGGCGGUAUUUUGGUGAAAAAAUUGGCCUUUAUUUUGCUUGGUUGGGAUGGUACACUGGAAUGCUCAUUCCUGCUGCACUUGUCGGGCUGUUUGUUUUCCUUUAUGGAUUGUUUACCAUGGAUUCUAGCCAAGUAAGCAAAGAGAUCUGUGAGGCAAAUGAAACCAUCAUGUGCCCUAUGUGCGAACGCAAUUGCACGCUACAGAAACUCAACGAAAGCUGCAUAUAUGCAAAGGUUACACAUUUGUUUGAUAAUGGAGGCACUGUCUUCUUUGCUAUUUUUAUGGCAAUAUGGGCUACGGUGUUUCUAGAGUUUUGGAAAAGGCGGAGAGCUGUGCUCACCUAUGACUGGGAUCUCAUAGACUGGGAGGAUGAAGAGGAAGAGCUGCGCCCCCAGUUUGAAGCAAAAUACUCCCAAGUGGAACGAGUAAAUCCCAUCACAGGAAAACCUGAACCUUUUCAACCCUUCCCUGAUAAACUUAGUCGACUGAUGGUGUCUGUCUCAGGAAUAUUCUUCAUGAUUUCUUUGGUACUCACUGCAGUGUUUGCAGUUGUGGUCUAUCGCCUGGUAGCUAUGGAACAAUUUGCAUCCUUCCAGUGGUAUUUUAUCAAAAAGUACUGGCAGUUUGCCACAUCUGGCACUGGAGUCUGUAUCAAUUUCAUGAUCAUCAUGUCACUUAAUGUAGUAUAUGAAAAAGUUGCCUAUCUCCUAACAGAUUUAGAGCAUCCUAGAACAGAAUCUGAAUGGGAAAACAGUUUUGCCUUGAAAAUGUUCCUCUUCCAGUUUGUCAACUUAAACAGCUCAAUCUUUUAUAUUGCUUUUUUCCUUGGCAGAUUUGCAGGCCGUCCAGGAAAAUACAACAAACUUUUUAAUAGAUGGAGACUGGAAGAGUGUCAUCCUAGUGGCUGUUUGAUAGAUCUCUGCUUGCAAAUGGGAGUUAUCAUGGUUUUAAAACAAAUGUGGAACAACUUCAUGGAACUGGGUUAUCCGUUACUACAGAACUGGUGGUCACGACGCAAGAUCAGGAAAGGAGGGCAGUUAUUGGAGCAUAAAAUUUCACUACCUCAAUGGGAAAAAGAUUGGAAUCUGCAGCCAAUGAAUCUCCAUGGCUUAAUGGAUGAGUACUUAGAGAUGGUUUUACAGUUUGGCUUUACCACCAUCUUCGUUGCUGCCUUCCCACUGGCACCGCUCCUGGCAUUGCUUAACAAUAUUAUAGAAAUAAGACUAGAUGCUUACAAGUUUGUUACCCAGUGGAGGAGACCUAUGCCUGCAAGAGCAACAGAUAUAGGUAUCUGGUAUGGAAUCCUUGAAGGAAUUGGAGUCCUGGCUGUCAUCACUAAUGCAUUUGUUAUUGCAAUUACUUCUGACUAUAUCCCACGUUUUGUCUAUGCAUACAAAUAUGGCCCUUGUACAGAUGAAGGAUACAGACAGGAAAAAUGUUUAAAGGGAUAUGUCAACAGUAGUUUAUCAGUAUUUGAUCUGAAUGAGCUUGGUAUGGGAUACUCAGGAUACUGCAGAUAUCGAGACUACAGAGCGCCACCCUGGAGUUCAGCUCCUUACGAGUUCACCUUGCAGUUCUGGCAUGUCCUAGCUGCACGGCUGGCUUUCAUUAUAGUAUUUGAGCACCUUGUUUUUGGAAUAAAGUCUUUCAUUGCCUACCUGAUCCCAGACAUGCCCAAAGACUUGUGUGACAGAAUGAGAAGAGAGAAAUACUUGGUCCAGGAAAUGAUGUAUGAGGCUGAACUAGAGCAUUUGCAGAGAGAGCGGAAAAAGAAUGGGAAACAGUAUCACCACGAAUGGCCUUAG
Molecule: messenger RNA, 2599 nt
Organism: Terrapene triunguis (Three-toed box turtle)
Lineage: Eukaryota; Metazoa; Chordata; Testudines; Emydidae
Gene: ANO3
Product: anoctamin 3
Exons: 24
Coding region: 80-2599 (839 amino acids)
Biological process (GO): chloride transmembrane transport
Cellular component (GO): plasma membrane
Molecular function (GO): protein dimerization activity; chloride channel activity
Source: RefSeq, a predicted model, not a curated record